Salvia splendens (bonfire salvia) is the source of this 2102-nucleotide messenger RNA. RefSeq lists its product as uncharacterized. The transcript is spliced from 2 exons. The record is from RefSeq and is a predicted model, not a curated record. Bases 663 to 1847 code for a protein of 394 amino acids. NCBI's taxonomy places the organism in Eukaryota, Viridiplantae, Streptophyta, Magnoliopsida, Lamiales, Lamiaceae.
UCUCACAUUACACUAAACCAUCACGCUCUCUCCAUUUCUCCUCACAAACCCUGCGUGCUCUCUCACACACGGCGAUCGAUUCCCUCCGCCUCACCGGAAAUUAUGAUUUCGAAUUCUGAUGAUCGGAUUCCAGGCUGCCGGAGAACUGACGUUAUGGUGUUAGUUCCUUUUUCUCCUCUUCUGAUUUUGAUUGUUGAGAUUCGGCCGUAAUUCAAAACCCUAAGCAAAAGCGAACUUAGAUUUUUUUUUAAGGUAGCAGUGUUUAGAAGUCAUUCCAUGCUUUUUGUCUCCGAUACAUGAUCGAUGGAAGAAUUAAGACUAUCAUAGAUUUUUAGCCAAAUUCUCGGUUGUUAUUCCGAUUUAAUUCGGUCUAUGAGUUUUAUGAUCUCUGUUUUUUGGAAGAUCGUCUAAUUUUCGUCUUUAUCACCGACUGAUUUUGUUAGAUCGGUUUGUUUUUAGUGUGAUGAUUAGGUGAUCGUGUUUCCGUAGCCAGUUUUUUUUUCCUUUUUCAUCUAGAAUGCCUGGAAAAUUAGGAGUUAUCUAGAAAUUGAAGUUUUCAACGUUGACUGAGAAUCUGUACGCGGAGAAAUGGAGCCUGAAAACUAGCGGCGUGGAAAUUGUGAUAAUUUAUUAGUGGACCACUGAAAUUAAUUCCUCACGCUAUGAAAAUUCAACCGAUCGAUUUCAACGAGGCAGAGGAGCCGACGGCGAAAUGUGAGGUGGGUGCGAAGCCAAUAUUUAGGUCCAGAUUCAAGUGGCUUUUCGAGAGGCCGUUCUCGAGCGGCGCCAGAGCUCCGGCGGGGGAAAAGCCGGCCGGCGCCGCUGAGCCGCUGACUAACAAAGACGGAUUGGAGGAGUUUGAGCCUAGCUCUGUUUGCCUUGCGAAGAUGGUCCAGAAUUUUAUGGAGGAAAACAACGAGAAACAGCAGCAGAGGUGUGGAAGGAAGAGAUGCAUUUGCUUAAAUGGAAACUGCACUGACAGCUCCGAUGACGAACCAGACUUAUUCAAUUCGUCUUCCUCACAUGCUUGUGAUACACUGAAGAGUUUGGUGCCCUGUAUCUGCGUAUCCGAAAGGAAUUUACUAGCUGACACUGCGAAAAUCGUCGAACGACACAAGAUCAACAAGCGCAAAGACGCAUUCUGCAGAAAACUCGUUGCAGAUGAUCUAACUGCCCUUGGAUACGACGCUUCAAUAUGCAAAUCGAAAUGGGAAAAAUCCCCUUCUUUCCUCGCUGGUAAAACAAAACACCUUCUAAUCAUCUCCAAAGUCGCCCCCCUUUUGUUAAUCUUGUCAAAAUCACUAGUACUUUUCCCAACAGGAGAAUACGAGUACGUGGACGUGUUGAUUGGAGGGGAAAGACUGAUCAUCGACAUCGAUUUCAAAUCGGAGUUCGCCAUCGCAAGGCCAACCAAAGCAUACAAACUAGUCCUCCAAGCACUGCCCAGCAUUUUCAUUGGUAAACCCGACCGCCUGGAGAAGAUCAUCGGAAUCGUAUCCGACGCUGCAAAGCAGAGCCUCAAGAAGAAAGGCAUGCCGGUCCCUCCAUGGCGGAAGGCUGACUACAUCAAAUCCAAAUGGCUCUCGCCCUUCACCCGAACCGGGCCGUGCGCCCUUUCGAAAGUAGAGACGUCGGAGGUGAUUCGAGGUGGAAAGUCAUCAUCCCCUGAUGAAGGUGACUCUCUCUUUGCUUUCUCUAACAGUAACAGUAACAGUAACAGUAACAGCGGCAGCUUAUCUGAUGCGCAAAUGAAAAAGUGGGAGCUGCCACAAAUUAGGCCUAAAAGUGUUAACAAAGGUGUGAAGAUCGUGACCGGUUUAGCUUCAGUAAUUGAUAAUAAACCGUAAAAUAAUUUUGGUCCUAUUUUUGGUCAUGUGUCGUUGUAAUCCCUUCGCCUUUUAUGUAAGGGUACUGAUGUUGUAGCACCUAGACUAUUACUCUACUCUAGUACUAUGCUUUUAUUGAUGUUCUUGAUUUUGGAAUAUGGUUUUUGAAGAUGCAAUUGUGGCGAAUUGUGAAAAGACGAAACCUAGUAUCUGCUUUUUUGUUUGAUUGUAGAGAGGAGGCAAAGUAUAUUUGGGGAAUUAGCAACUUUUUUAUUA